GUAGUACACAAUACACAGUACGGCUGUGGUAACCGAAGUUGAGUGUAGUCGACCGCAUUGUAUACGGAUAAAGGUGUUGUGCGUUUAGUUGCUUUGUUGCAUCAACCUGUGCAAUGUUUGGGUAUUUUUGGACGGUUUUCGCUGGCGCAUGUAAUUCUCGUGACGCGUGAAUUACAGCCGGAAUUAUGGCUGAAUCCGAACAGAGGACUAAGGACGGUUGCAACACGACGAGGGAGACGAUGGUCAAGCAAGAAAAACGCGAGAAUACGUUGACGAAUGGCGGGAAGGGCUCCGGCGAUGACGCUGACAGUCUCGAGGAGUUGCCGCUCGAUAUAGGCGAGCACUAUCUCGUUCGCAGAUCCGACGAUUCCUGGCAUCCUGCUGAAAUUAUCCAAACACGUUACAAUGAGAAUGAAAAUCAUUAUGAAUAUUAUGUUCACUAUGAAGGACACAAUAGAAGAUUGGACGAAUGGGUACCUCGUGACAGAAUCAUGUCCAGCAGAUUUGACAUGAAUGAAAUAGAGCGGCAUGAUAGGAAUUCUGGAACUGAUUUAUUAGCAGACUCUUCUGAUCGCAAAAUUACUAGAAAUCAGAAAAGACGCCACGAUGAGAUUAAUCAUGUACAAAAGACUUAUGCAGAAAUGGACCCUACCACAGCUGCACUAGAGAAAGAACAUGAAGCAAUAACAAAAGUCAAAUAUAUAGAUAAAAUACAAAUCGGAAAAUAUGAGAUUGAUACUUGGUAUUUCAGUCCAUAUCCAGAAGAAUAUGGCAAGCAACCAAAGCUUUGGAUCUGCGAAUACUGCUUAAAGUAUAUGCGUCUCGAAAAAACGUACAGAUAUCAUAUGAGUGAAUGCACUCAUAGACAGCCAGUUGGAAAAGAAAUCUACCGAAAAGGAACAUUAAGUAUUUGGGAAGUAGAUGGCAGAGAACACAAAAUAUAUUGUCAGAAUUUGUGUUUGUUAGCUAAAUUAUUCUUGGAUCACAAAACGCUUUAUUUUGAUGUAGAGCCAUUUCUUUUUUAUAUUUUAUGUGAGGUGGAUAAACAUGGUGCACAUUUAGUUGGGUAUUUUUCAAAGGAAAAAGAAUCACCUGAUGGUAAUAAUGUUGCAUGUAUCUUAACUCUGCCACCCUUUCAAAGGCAAGGCUAUGGUAAAUUAUUGAUAGCUUUUAGCUAUGAAUUAAGUAGAAUUGAACAAACAGUUGGAAGUCCAGAGAAACCUUUAAGCGAUUUAGGAAAAUUAUCUUACCGCAGUUACUGGAGUUGGAUUCUGUUGGAAAUCCUUAGAGAUUUUAGAGGAACACUUAGUAUUAAAGAUCUUAGUCAAAUGACCAGUAUCUCGCAAACUGACAUCAUAUCAACACUACAAAGUAUGAAUAUGGUUAAAUAUUGGAAAGGACAACAUGUUAUUUGUGUCACACCAAAAUUAGUGGAAGAACAUAUAAAGAGCAGUCAAUACAAGAGGCCACGUCUUACAGUCGAUAGUAGUGCAUUGAGAUGGGGAGCACCACCUCGGAAGAACGUGAAACCCGGCAAGAAAUAGCACCUAAGUGGGUCAAUGUGAUUUUUUUUUACAAUAAUGUAAUUAUGACUUAACGAUAUCAUUUUAACAUUCGAUAAAUAAUUGAGCACAUUAAUUCAAACAAUAUAAUAUUUAUAAAUUUAUAAGCCUCUUUGUAGAGCAUUUGCAAUCGUAAUUAAUAUCAAACUUUUCAUUUUAUAAGCAUCUCUUGUGAAAUAAUUGGUCAAUAGGCAACAUAUACUUGAUAAAAUAUGUGCAAA
This is a messenger RNA of Camponotus floridanus (Florida carpenter ant), 1783 nucleotides long. It is a transcript of the gene mof, whose product is annotated as histone acetyltransferase KAT8. NCBI's taxonomy places the organism in Eukaryota, Metazoa, Arthropoda, Insecta, Hymenoptera, Formicidae. The transcript has 7 exons. Gene Ontology annotation, biological process: regulation of DNA-templated transcription. The record is from RefSeq and is a predicted model, not a curated record. The coding region runs from base 186 to 1544 and encodes 452 amino acids. Gene Ontology annotation, molecular function: histone acetyltransferase activity.